This is a messenger RNA of Parnassius mnemosyne (clouded apollo), 843 nucleotides long. The record is from the annotation of a GenBank genome assembly. Lineage: Eukaryota; Metazoa; Arthropoda; Insecta; Lepidoptera; Papilionidae.
AUGACGGUGCAGCGCGACGAGCGCGACGCGCGCGCUCCGCGCACACGCUUCAUGAUCACGGACAUCCUCGAUGCAGCGCCGAGGGACCUCAGCGCGCAUCGGGACUCCGACUCUGAUCGCUCAGCUACCGACUCACCAGGGGUAAAAGAUGACUCGGACGACGUAUCAAGUAAGAGUUGCGGAGGCGACGCAUCGGGGCUCGCUAAGAAACAAAGAAAAGCGCGAACAGCCUUCACUGACCACCAGCUGCAAACCCUGGAGAAAUCUUUCGAGAGACAGAAGUAUCUUAGUGUGCAAGACCGAAUGGAGCUUGCAGCUAAGCUGGGCCUCACAGAUACUCAAGUCAAGACGUGGUAUCAAAAUCGACGGACGAAAUGGAAAAGGCAGACAGCAGUAGGUCUAGAAUUGUUGGCCGAAGCUGGAAAUUAUGCGGCGUUCCAGCGGUUGUAUGGUGGAUACUGGGCGGGCGUUCCCGCAUAUCCUGCGCAACCAGCGCCUGCAGCUGCAGACCUGUACUACCGGCAAGCGGCUGCGACUGCAGCAGCCGCUGCCUCAGCCACCGCCGCUAACACGCUCCAGAAACCGUUGCCUUAUCGGUUAUAUCCUGGUGCGCCGUUAGCAGGUGUGCCGCCUCUUGGGCUAGGAUUGCCCGGUCCUUCGGCUCACCUGGGCUCCCUAGGGGCGCCAGCUUUGGGUGCUUUAGGUUACUAUGCCCAAGCUCGACGCUCACCGUCCCCAGAUCUGGACCCAGGUAGUCCUGCGCCACCACCACGAUCCCCUAGGGAACCCUCAAUGGAGAGACGCACGGACGACGAAGAUGACGAUGAACCUAUACACGUUUAA